UCUCUAUUUGUCUCUCUGUCUAUCUCUUCUUCAGAACCACACCACCACCAUGCCUGAGGGUCCAGAGUUACACUUGGCCAGUCUGUUUGUCAACAGGAUGUGUGGGGCAGUGGUCUUCACCGGCCCAGUACAAAAAUCAGAGGUCAGUAAGAAUCCUGAGGUCUCUUUCUCCUGCCCGGCCUACACCAUCAUCGCCACCUCCAGAGGCAAGGAGGUCCGACUCACUCUAACCCCCCAGAAGAGCGACUCUGCCCAGGGGAGAUGCAGGCGGGGGAAGACAGGUCAGGUCAACCAGGUCCAGACCAUGGACAUCGUCUUCCGUUUCGGAAUGUCUGGAUUCUUCCGUUUCACCACGGAGGCGGAGCUUCCUAAACAUUCCCACCUGCGGUUCUACACCAAUGAGAAGCCCUGUAGGGUUCUGAGCUUUGUGGACACACGCCGCUUUGGCAGCUGGCAACCCAACGGGACCUGGCAACUCAACCGAGGGCCCUGUGUCAUGUUUGAGUACCUGAGCUACAGGGAGAAUGUCCUCUCCCACCUGUCCGACAGAGCGUUCGACCGGCCCAUCUGUGAGGUUCUGUUGAACCAGAAGUACUUUAACGGCAUUGGCAACUACCUGAGAGCUGAGAUCCUCUUUAGAUUAAACAUCCCUCCCUUUGUGAAGGCUCGGACGGUUCUGGAAGGACUUCAAACACAUCUGUCUGACGAGGACCGGAAGUCAGUUGUUAAAGUGGAGGUCACAGACACAGAAGUCAAAGAGGAGGUCACCAACACCGAGUUCAAAGAGGAGGUCACCAACAGAGAAAUCUCAGACAGAGCUGCUGUGAAGGAGGAUGAGAGUGAGACACCAGACCUGCUCCGUCUCUGUCACACAGUACCUCUGGAGGUCAUCAAGUUAGGUGGUAAAGGUUACGACCCAGAGAAAAUGGACUACACUGACUUUAAAUCGUGGCUCCAGUGUUACUGUGUGGAGGGGAUGAAGUCUGUAAGAGAUCACAACGGCAGAACUAUGUGGUUCAAGGGAGAUCCAGGUCCCAUGGCUCCUAAAGAUGCCAAAACAAAGAUGAUAGUGAAGAAAGAGGAUGACCAUGAUUAUAAAGGGGGAAAAAAGGUAAAGAAGGCCCGCUCUGAGAGCACGAUGAAGCCAAAAUACAUCAAGGAAAAGGAAGUCCCUCAGAGACGGGCAGGAAGGAGGAAGUAAACAUGACCUCAGCAGAAGAGCACCAGUACAGACCCCACAGAUGUGGAGUGGGACCAGAAACCGUGCCAGACAGUAGAAGAAUAUUGUCCAUUUUCACGCAGGAAACAAAUAAUAUUUUUUGCUUUCAAUCCAGAAGCUGCUAGGUAGAACAAGCAAGUAGCUGUAGGGACAGAGCUAUUACUGAACGGGGCCAUUUAAAAUAAAACUGUCUAUGGUAUGUGUUCUAUGCAAGAGAAAUCCCCUUUUUGUACCAUGUAAUAAACAACGUUAUCAUUUUG
This is a messenger RNA of Oncorhynchus tshawytscha (Chinook salmon), 1479 nucleotides long. It is a transcript of the gene neil1, whose product is annotated as nei-like DNA glycosylase 1. Bases 50 to 1201 code for a protein of 383 amino acids. Gene Ontology annotation, biological process: base-excision repair. The transcript is spliced from 10 exons. Gene Ontology annotation, molecular function: nucleic acid binding; zinc ion binding; DNA-(apurinic or apyrimidinic site) endonuclease activity. Gene Ontology annotation, cellular component: nucleus. Lineage: Eukaryota; Metazoa; Chordata; Actinopteri; Salmoniformes; Salmonidae. The record is from RefSeq and is a predicted model, not a curated record.